Funneliformis geosporum is the source of this 191-nucleotide messenger RNA. The record is from the annotation of a GenBank genome assembly. NCBI's taxonomy places the organism in Eukaryota, Fungi, Glomeromycota, Glomeromycetes, Glomerales, Glomeraceae.
CUGUUAUUUCUGUACCUCCCCUUCCCAUUGUUUUAGUUUCUUCCCCUAUCCUUGUUUUAGUUUCUCCCCCUCCCUUUUACCACAACAGCAGUAGCUCAACCUCGCCCUAUUGCUCGUAUUCUAGGUGGCCAGUGCCGAUGGAUCUUGAUCCACCUGUCAUUUUUGUUGACCCCUUAUAUUCCCCCACCUAG